Cavenderia fasciculata is the source of this 303-nucleotide messenger RNA. RefSeq lists its product as uncharacterized. NCBI's taxonomy places the organism in Eukaryota, Evosea, Eumycetozoa, Acytosteliales, Cavenderiaceae. The record is from RefSeq and is a predicted model, not a curated record. The transcript has 3 exons. Bases 1 to 303 code for a protein of 100 amino acids.
AUGGAAUGGAAUGUUGUGUGUUUUGUUUGUCUGUCUGUCUGUCUGUCUGUCUCGUUCUUUUGGGAUAUUUACCUACCUUUAACUCUAUCUGUGUCUAUGUCUAUCUAUCUUUCUUGUGUAAUGAAUAUAUGGAAGGGAGGUGCAAAGAUCACUCCUGUGUUGUCACAACCAACUCUAUCAUGCAGCGCAGAAUAUAUCAUCCGUCAAUCCCAAUCCAACCAAUCCAAUCUUAUCAACCCGACUAUUUCUGACUUUUAUUCUAACUCUUUCUUCCUCUUUCUCUCUCUAGAGUUGGCUAAAUAA